AUGGCGGUUGGACUCUCCGACCCGUUUGAUGAGGCGGACAAGGUGGACCUGGAGUGCUCCAUCUGUUGCCACGACUACAACUGGAGCGACAAGUGCCCCCGGGAGCUGGAGUGCCUCCACACCUUCUGCACCGAGUGUCUGGUCAGGAUGGAGGGUCACCAGCCCACCACGUCCCGCCGGAUCUCCUGCCCGCUCUGCCGAUACAGCACGGAGCUCGGGGCCCCCGGGGCCCUGGGCCUGCCCCGGCAGCAGCACAUCCUGUCCAAGAUCCCGGCCCGGGCGGAGCACGGCGGCGCGGGGGUGGCCACGGUGAGCCAGCAGGUCAUCCUGACCCUGGGCUCCGGGGAGACCACGGUGGUGACGCUGCCCACCAUCAGUCUGAGCGUCGAGCAGGGGGGGAGACGCGGGGCGGCGGAGCCCCGGGAGUCCUCCCUCUACCGGCAGAGCCAGAAGCACCAGGCCGUGGUGUGCCUGAGGAAAGCCUCCGCACGCCUCGCUGCCCUCUUCAUCCUCGUCUGUGUGGCCGCUUUCGUGUUCGUGCCCCGCUUCUCGCGCUGA
Molecule: messenger RNA, 558 nt
Organism: Pristis pectinata (smalltooth sawfish)
Lineage: Eukaryota; Metazoa; Chordata; Chondrichthyes; Rhinopristiformes; Pristidae
Product: E3 ubiquitin-protein ligase RNF183-like
Exons: 1
Coding region: 1-558 (185 amino acids)
Source: RefSeq, a predicted model, not a curated record